This is a messenger RNA of Cordyceps fumosorosea ARSEF 2679, 795 nucleotides long. Its product is annotated as cytochrome-c oxidase assembly protein. Bases 1 to 795 code for a protein of 264 amino acids. NCBI's taxonomy places the organism in Eukaryota, Fungi, Ascomycota, Sordariomycetes, Hypocreales, Cordycipitaceae. Gene Ontology annotation, cellular component: mitochondrial inner membrane. Gene Ontology annotation, molecular function: copper ion binding. The transcript is spliced from 4 exons. The record is from RefSeq and is a predicted model, not a curated record.
AUGAACAACACCACACGGCAGCUAGCGCAGUCCGCGGCGCAGGCGCCAUGGGCCUGCUUCUUCUGCCGGACAACGCGUCCACAGACCCGGCGCCUCGAUGCCUCCGCCCUCCGCCGCUGGCUGUCCGGCAUCACGGCCCGCCGCGCCCAGCACCAGGGAAACCCGAACGCACUGUCGAUGGAGCGGAUCCGCGAGCAUUACAAAAGGAAAAAUAGAACCGUCAUGAACUACACCUUGAGCGCGAUACUCGGCACCGUUGCCCUGUCGUAUGGUUCUGUCCCCAUGUAUAAGAUGAUCUGCCAGCAGACCGGCUGGGGUGGGCAGCCGAUCCGCGUGCACGGCGGCCCCGGCGGCGAGCAGCAGGACAUCUCCUCGCGCGUGGUGCCCGUCACGACUGCCAAGCGCAUCCGCGUCACCUUCAACGCCUCCGUGUCCGACGUGCUGCCGUGGAAGUUCACGCCGCAGCAGCGCGAGGUGCGCGUGCUGCCGGGCGAGACGGCGCUCGCCUUCUACACGGCCGCCAACCGCGGCGACAAGGACAUCAUCGGCGUCGCCACGUACAGCGUCACGCCGGCGCAGUGCGCGCCUUACUUCAGCAAAAUCCAGUGCUUCUGCUUCGAGGAGCAGCGCCUUGCGGCCGGCGAGACGGUCGACAUGCCCGUCUUCUUCUACCUCGACCCGGACCUGCUGACGGACCUCAACAUGAAGGGCGUCGAGACCGUCACGCUGAAUUACACAUUCUUCAAAGCUCGCUACGACGACAAUGGCAAAUUCACUCCACCUGCCACCUUGUAA